Prunus dulcis (almond) is the source of this 1529-nucleotide messenger RNA. Its product is annotated as protein DETOXIFICATION 29-like. Lineage: Eukaryota; Viridiplantae; Streptophyta; Magnoliopsida; Rosales; Rosaceae. Gene Ontology annotation, cellular component: vacuolar membrane. The record is from RefSeq and is a predicted model, not a curated record. Gene Ontology annotation, biological process: transmembrane transport. Gene Ontology annotation, molecular function: antiporter activity; xenobiotic transmembrane transporter activity. The annotation marks the transcript as partial. The transcript has a single exon.
CUUCUUCUGCUUCAUUCACUUUUGUCGCUGAGAGACGAGUUUGGUGAUGCUGAUCGUGAUCAGCUACAUGACCAACUAGAGUCCUUCCCUGCAACCGCACACCCUUCUUUCAUUUCCAACGCCUCCUUCACUCCCGAUGCCGACGACAUCCCUCCCAUCCUCAGCUUCCGCGACUUCUUCCGCGAGUUCUACAAAGAAACGAAGAAGCUGCGGUACCUCGCUGGCCCAGCAAUCUUCACCUCCCUCUGCCAGUACUCCCUCGGUGCCAUCACCCAAGUCUUCGCCGGCCAGGUCGGUACCUUAGAGCUCGCCGCCGUCUCCAUUGAAAACUUCGUCAUCGCCGGGUUCUCCUUCGGCGUAAUGCUUGGAAUGGGGAGUGCGCUGGAGACGCUGUGCGGGCAAGCGUUCGGGGCUGGACAGCUGGACAUGUUAGGGAUAUACAUGCAGAGGUCAUGGGUGAUCCUGAACACGACGGGCGUGCUCUUAUGCUUUUUAUACAUCUUCGCCCAACAGCUGCUCCGGCUGAUAGGGCAGACCGCCGAGAUAUCGAAGGCGGCGGGAGUGUUCGCCAUCUGGAUGAUACCGCAGCUGUUCGCGUACGCCAUGAAUUUCCCAAUAGCGAAGUUCCUGCAGGCGCAGAGCAAGAUCAUGGUGAUGGCGGCCAUAACCGCGCUGGCUCUGGUUCUGCAUACGGUGUUCAGCUGGCUGUUGAUGCUGAAGCUGGGGCGGGCCCUGGUGGGUGGGGCCGUGGUGCUGAACGUGUCUUGGUGGUUCAUCGUGUUGGCACAGUUGAUUUACAUCUUUUCAGGGACUUGUGGUCGAGCCUGGGUUGGGUUCUCGUGGAAGGCCUUUCAGAAUCUUUGGAGUUUUGUGAAGCUGUCUCUCGCAUCUGCAAUCAUGCUCUGCUGAACAAAGUGUUUCGUCGAUCAAGACUGAUGCAGAAGCUCUUCUCACGUUCAAAAAGAUGAUUCAGAAGGACCCAAAUGGAGUUUUGAGAGAUUGGCAGCUUGGUAGGAAUCCAUGCACCUGGUAUGGAGUUACAUGCUCUAUGGGCCGAGCAACUCAGCUUGAUCUCACCGGGUGUUACCUUGUGGGGACAAUCUCUUUUGAUCCCUUGGCUUCUCUAGAUAUGCUCUCUGUCUUAAAACUGCCAACAAAUUCAUUCAGUGUGGUUGUUAUGAGAGUUUCCAUUCACUGUCAAGGAUGUGCUGGUAAAGUGAAGAAACAUCUUUCUAAAAUGGAAGUAAGCCACUAAAAGUUGUUGAAAGGCCGGUGCUGAUUUGAUGCAAGGCACUGGAGAUCUAGCAAGCAUGCCUAAAAAGUGAGCCUAUGCUAGAGUAUAUUUAUUGAAAAGUGGGAUACAGCAAGUUGAUCAGCCUAGUGGAAAGCAAAAUCCUACAUGGAAGUAAAGGAAACAAAGGAUUUUUGCUAGGCAUGUGAACACCCACCGAAAUAAAGGGAUAAGUACCCUGCCUCACUCUAUCUCCUUUAAUUAAUUACAUUAUUAAAAUACCUACAGAAUUUAAUAC